Nilaparvata lugens (brown planthopper) is the source of this 1423-nucleotide messenger RNA. RefSeq lists its product as uncharacterized. Gene Ontology annotation, molecular function: acyltransferase activity, transferring groups other than amino-acyl groups. NCBI's taxonomy places the organism in Eukaryota, Metazoa, Arthropoda, Insecta, Hemiptera, Delphacidae. The record is from RefSeq and is a predicted model, not a curated record.
AUUUGUAAAUAAACAGCUGAUCAUUGACAAAAUUUAUACAAAUGAAAAUAAUUUGCUCUACUUCCGUCUGCUGAUUUUGUGUGCUUUGAGCAUUCUCAUUUUUAGAUCUUUGGAACUGGUAAAGUAGGUUGUGUCUUCUAAACUACAGAUGUCCAAUAAUUUCUGAUUCCUUCAAAGGUCAGUUGAGAAGUGCGGCGGUCUAUGAAAGUACAUGGCUCUUAAUCUUACAAUUUGAAAAGAAUAAUUCCAAAUACCAACAUGAAGAAGGGAAUCGAGCAGGAUGAUGUGAUAGUCAUCAACACACACUCAUGUCUUGCCGAACAUGAUUAUUUUUGCAAGUAUCCUGUAAACGAUUACAAUCUGAUUGGCAACGACUCGGGAAGCGAGAGUGAGACAGAAGUACAGUUUAGAGACAGAGACAGCGACAGUUGCUCCACAACUUCUGUCAAUAAUGCAGACACUGCAAGUAACUUGGAAAGUGAGAGUGAAUCGUCAAGUGACGAAAGUUCUUCUGAAAGCGAAGAAGAUACAAACAAACAUGUCUGGCCUUGGAUGAAUAAGAGUUCUGUUGGCGCUUCUUCAAAUGAAUUAAUACCUUUGAAUCAAUACGAUGAACAUGUUCUCCUGCAAGAUCUUGAAACUACGGUGAAAAUGGUUCCAAAAGAAAAAUUAGAUCGAUCAGUUUAUCCACUGUAUUCUAAACUGAAGCUGAGACGUUUGAAGCGCUCAAGGGGUUGCAGUUAUUUCAAUUUUGACGAUUAUCUUCUGACAGACUCCUUGCAGUAUCCUGAUUUUAGUUGCGUUGCUCUGUACAAGAAACUGAUUGUUGGAUGCUUUCUGGAGCCUGAUUUCUCAGCGACUGAAACGUAUCUCACGUUUCUAUUUACAAGACCACAGUGGCGAGGGGCAGGAAUUGCUACAUUCAUGAUCUACCAUUUGAUAAAUGUAAACAUGUGGGGGAAAGACAUCACUCUACAUGUGGCUGCAGAUAAUCCGGCAGUUAUUCUAUAUCAGAAAUUCGGUUUUAAAGUUGAACAGUUUAUUCAAAACUUCUACGAUAAGUACAUUCCCAUUGAUAAUCAAGGCUGUAAGCACGCUCUGUUUUUACGACUCAGUAGGUGAUGGCCUUCAUAAAAUAUUGAUCAAUGAGUUGGCUUAUUAGACUUUUGGAGCUUGAAUUAGUAUAGAAGUAGCUGUAUUACAAGAGAUGAUAAUAGCGGUUUGGUAAAAAACUAAUUUAUAAUACUAUACCUAUGAUAACUGCAGAACUUGGUUCAAUAAGUAUUAUAGUGAAACGGACACUAGAUUUAGAUUUUUAGAUGUGAGACAACUAAUUUAUUGAAAUUACACCAAUUGAGUGCAUAGAUAGGUUGAAUAUUACAUUGUUGUUAAACGUCAUUUUGGCGGAAUAAACAUUUUUAGA